AUGGCUUCAGGAGAGUACACAAGUCAAGAUGACUUUAAAUUCUCAUAUGACUCUCUUCAUUUGGCUUUCGCUACCGGUCAAACCAAGUCGAUCAAGUGGCGGAAAUGGCAACUCAAGCAGCUUUGGUGGAUGAUCGUCGAAAACGAGGAUCGCAUCAUCAAGACUCUGCAGCAGGAGAUGAACCGCCCGGCCUUCGAGACGGUUGCCAUGGAGCUGUUUAGCAUCAAAGCUGACAUCGUGCAAUUCCUGGAGCGCGUUGACGAAUGGGCAGAGGGCGAGAAGCCUGACGCGGGCUUUUUCAUGGGGACUUUGGCCAAGGCUUGGAUGAGAAAGGAACCACUGGGUGUUGCCUUGAUUAUCGCUGCUUGGAAUUUCCCUUGGUACACGCUCUUGAGCCCUGCUAUCGCUGCUAUCGGUGCAGGUAACGCCGUCAUGCUCAAGCCAUCUGAAGUUACAUCGGCCUCUCAAGCAUUGCUUGUUGAACUGGUGCCCAGAUAUCUAGAUCAGAAUGCCAUUCGCGUUGUGACUGGAGGACCGGCCGAGACGGGCCAUAUCCUCAAGCAUAAAUUCAAUCAUAUCUUCUACACUGGAGGCAGCAAAGUCGGGCGGAUCAUUGCAGAAGCCGCCGCCAAACAUCUCACCCCGGUCGUGCUCGAACUUGGCGGACAAGCACCCGUCAUAGUCACCAAGUCAGCCAAUAUCGAUGUCGCCGCAAAGAGAGUUGCCCAUGCCAAACUCACCAACAGUGGACAAGUCUGCCUCAACGCCAACCACAUCUUCGCCGACCCUGCCAUCCACGACCAGUUCCUGGAACGCCUACGAUACUGGUUCGACAAAUUCCUCGAGAAAGGAGAUUCAGCGGAACUGUCAUCCAUCAUCAACGAACGUCACUUCGAUCGAGUUGCCGGCCUGCUGAAGUCGACCUCGGGCGUUGUCGUGUACGGCGGCAACACCGAUCGAUCGAAGCGAUACGUCCAACCCACAGUGGUGCGCGAUCUCACGAUGGACGAUUCCCUACUGUCUGAAGAGCUGUUCGCGCCCAUCGCGCCCAUCGUAGUCGCCGACGUCGACCGUGCCAUUCGGAUCAUCAACUCGAUGCCCCACCCCUUGGGACUGUACAUCUUCUCCGGCGACCAAGCGGAGAUCAAGCACGUGCUCGACAACACGAGUUCCGGGGGCGUCACCAUCAACGACCUCAUGCUGCACGCCGGCGUUCCCAACGCUCCGUUCGGCGGUGUGGGCGAGAGCGGCUACGGCGCCUACCAUGGUAAACACGGAUUCGAUGCAUUUUCACACACCCGCACCAUCGUCGCACCACCCAAUUGGAUGGAGACCGUCCUCAGCUUCCGCUACCGGCCUUUCGACCUCAAGAAUCUGAAGUACAUCGGAGUUUCUGACAAGAUAAUCGGGAAGCCGGGUCAGACCCUCGAGGACCAAACUGUGGGCCGUCCGACUGGGCUGGGAAAGAUCGUGAAGACCGCCGUCUUGGCCGUCGCCGUCCUGGCCGCCGCUGAUGGUGCCUCGGGCGGGAAACUCCUUUUCGUCCACACUCUCAGGGACGUCUUUCACAGAGUUUGGCCUCGGCCCUGA
This is a messenger RNA of Exophiala aquamarina CBS 119918, 1590 nucleotides long. RefSeq lists its product as uncharacterized. Gene Ontology annotation, cellular component: cytoplasm. The record is from RefSeq and is a predicted model, not a curated record. The transcript has 2 exons. Gene Ontology annotation, biological process: aldehyde metabolic process. Lineage: Eukaryota; Fungi; Ascomycota; Eurotiomycetes; Chaetothyriales; Herpotrichiellaceae. Bases 1 to 1590 code for a protein of 529 amino acids. Gene Ontology annotation, molecular function: aldehyde dehydrogenase (NAD+) activity.